AUGGACAACUUGUAUCCUGUGAUAUUUUCGGAAUCAAUAUUAGUCGUCACCAUUAGACCCUAUCUUUGGGUACUCACGUUUUUUGCAAAUUUGUCACCGCCUUAUUACAUAUUACGCAAGACUUCAACAAAUCGUCAAUUGUUGUUGUUGAUUACCGUGCAACUAGUGAUUUUUACUCAAGCAUUGACUGGACACCAAUUACUGCGUAGCAUACUCAUCAAUGUUGUGCAUCUGGAAUCGGAUAUACGAAAACACUGUGCAGCCGAGUAUUCGUUAUGUGCCAUCCGUUGGCGUUUAUUCUUACGUAUAGGUAUUUGGAUUCUAGUAACAUGCACUUUCGAAGUGUAUGUAAGUUAUAAAAUGUUUCCUGAAAAAUACACACCCCUUAUUUACACGCUCUCAAUAUUUGGCGUUGCGUUAAUUAAAAUGAAAGGAAUUGAAUAUUGUAUUAGUGUGCAAAUGAUAAAGGAGCUGUUACACCUGGUACAGCAACAGCUGAUACAUUUGAAACGAGAACUUGUGCGCUGCGAUAGAAUGGAGCUGCGUUGUUAUUUAYUUGCUGAAUUGCAAGCAAAUCAAAAUCUGCUCGCCCGUGUCUGGGAUCUACUAAAUCAAGUGGAGCGAUAUUUCUGCAUUCCACUAUGCAUGCUAUUCUUCUACAAUGGAUAUUUAAUCAUACAAACCAUACAUUGGGGCUACAUUAAUUUUGAGCUUGAUGAUUUGAAGCUUCGCUUAUCAUAG
Molecule: messenger RNA, 741 nt
Organism: Bactrocera latifrons
Lineage: Eukaryota; Metazoa; Arthropoda; Insecta; Diptera; Tephritidae
Product: putative gustatory receptor 98b
Exons: 3
Coding region: 1-741 (246 amino acids)
Biological process (GO): sensory perception of taste
Cellular component (GO): membrane
Source: RefSeq, a predicted model, not a curated record